AAAGCAGGCACACGAAUGGAGGAAGAAGAGAAAAACCCUAGUUCGAUCGACAUAGUUUCAGAUCUACUGGAGGAUAUAUUCCUUCGACUUCCCUUGAAAUCCAUUCUAAUUUCGAAAAGCGUCUCAAAACGAUGGAGAUCAAUUCUUGAAUCGAAGACGUUCGUGGAGAGACGAAUGAGUCUUCAAAAGAAGCGCAAAAUCCUGGCUGCUUACAACUGCAAAUGCGGCUGGGAGCCUAGGCUCCUCCCCGGGUCGUCGCGGUGCAAAGGGAAUGAAGAGAUGGUCUAUCUGCACUACAACGCCGCACGACCCUCGUUGAGUUGCGACGGUUUGGUCUGCAUUCUCGAACCACAUUGGAUCGACGUUUUGAACCCCUGGACAAGGCAACUCCGGCGAUACGGAUACGGAUUUGGACCCAUAAUCGGAGUAUGGUCGGCUUUCUCUCCGGGAAAUUGGGCAAUGGGAUUUGGUAAAGACAAAGUUACCGGAAGCUAUAAAGUAGUGAAGAUGUGUUUAUUAUCUUUCAGUCAAAUUAGGGUACGUGAUCCUGAGGUGGAAUAUAGUGUUCUUGAUGUUGAAACUGGUGAAUGGCGGAUGUUGAGUCCACCUCCUUGUAAGGUCUCUGCCGUAAAAAGAUCUGUGUGUGUGAAUGGAUCGAUUUACUGGUUACAAAACAUUAUUGAUAGGGUUUGCAAAAUACUAGCCUUGGAUCUUAACAAAGAAGAGUUCCAUAAUGUCUCUGUUCCGGCUAUGAGUGCCACACAAGAAACCCAUAUAGUGAACCUUGAAGACCGCCUGGCCAUAGCCAAUACCGAUACUAAGGCUGAAUGGAAACUAGAGAUUGGAUUUUGGAGCAUGGAUGCAGAAGUAAAAACAUGGACCAAGACUUACUCUAUAAGUUUAGAGAAUAGAGUUGCUUCCCGGGAAAGGCAGAACAGGUGGUUCACACCGGUGUCUGUUUCUAAGCAAGGAAAUAUUGUCUUCUAUGAUAAUCACAAGAGACUCUUCAAGUAUUAUCCACGGAAAACUGAGAUUCUCUAUCUCUCCGCAGACACUUGUGUUAUAUCUCCUUUCUUUGAAAAUUUAGCACCACUUCCUCUGAAACCAACUCUUCUGUAUCCUAUCCGCGCUGGAGAUCCAAAUGCCCCCUGUUUUCGAGACCAAAUGUAUUUAGGAUCGUAGAUAUUAUCUUAACCACUCUAGUAGUAGUAGGUUCUAUUUGGUCACCACUCUUAUUUAGUGUCAGACAAUAGUUU
Arabidopsis lyrata subsp. lyrata is the source of this 1256-nucleotide messenger RNA. Its product is annotated as putative F-box protein At4g17780. The record is from RefSeq and is a predicted model, not a curated record. Gene Ontology annotation, molecular function: protein binding. Lineage: Eukaryota; Viridiplantae; Streptophyta; Magnoliopsida; Brassicales; Brassicaceae.